This is a messenger RNA of Dentiscutata erythropus, 698 nucleotides long. Lineage: Eukaryota; Fungi; Glomeromycota; Glomeromycetes; Diversisporales; Gigasporaceae. The record is from the annotation of a GenBank genome assembly.
GUUUUGGCUCUUUGCGAGGUUCAAAGGGCCAUUCGUCGGGCAAGAAAAAGGCUGCACAACACGCUGGCCGGAAACCAGCACAUAAAAAGCAACGCCGCCGUCGAAAAGCCGCUGCUGGCGCUCCAAAAAGAAAUGAAUCAAAGCGGAUUAUUCCCAAAAUUGUUGUUCGAAAUCCUACUCGUAAGAUUGCUAGUAUGUUUAAAAAACCAAAUAUAUUUAAUGAAGGAUUUUUGGCUCCACCAGCUCAAUCGAAACAAAAAAUGUCAAAAGAGAAGGACAAAAAUAAGGAACAUGAAAAAGAAGAUAGAAUUUUGGCGUCAUUUUCGUUACCAUCUCAUUCGGCUCCUCAAAUAAGAAAGAGCCAUGCCAGAGGAACUGGUGGAUUUAAAAAUAUUUUAUGGCGUUAUUUAGGUGGUUGCUUUGAUUGUUUGGAUCUUGAUACAAAUGAAUUAUCAGAAGAACAUGAACGAUCUGCGGCUUCAGAACCUGUUGUUAUAAUGGGUGAUUUUAAUGCAUCAGGUUCUUAUGUCGUAAAAAAAGAUCAAUCAAAGCUUGAUGAAAUAUUGCGUCAAAACAACUUGGUUUGGGGAAUUCAACAUUCAGAUGACACCAAUGUUGCCACAGGAGAUAACGCUUAUGAUCGGUUUAUAUUUGAGAAGGAAAGUAAGCAAAGAUGGAUUGGACCUAGUCGUGUAUGG